Messenger RNA from Daldinia childiae, 651 nucleotides. Its product is annotated as Bis(5'-nucleosyl)-tetraphosphatase [asymmetrical]. The coding region runs from base 1 to 651 and encodes 216 amino acids. The record is from RefSeq and is a predicted model, not a curated record. NCBI's taxonomy places the organism in Eukaryota, Fungi, Ascomycota, Sordariomycetes, Xylariales, Hypoxylaceae. Gene Ontology annotation, molecular function: catalytic activity. The transcript is spliced from 3 exons.
AUGAGUUCUCAGACGACGGGGCCGAUUCACUUUGGCCCGUUUGAGGUCACGCCUCAGGUCUUCCUCACAACACCGCACUCCUUCGCCCUCGUCAAUCUCAAACCCUUAUUACCAGGACACGUGCUGAUCUGCCCGCGACAACCACACAAGCGGUUAACCGAGCUCACCGCGCUCGAGCUAACCGACCUCUUCCAAGCCGUGCAGCGGGUCCAGCGCAUGCUAGCACGGCACUACUUCACAUCCUCCUCGCAGCAAAGCAGCGACGACGACGACGCCGCCGGCACCCCCGAGGCCGGGUCCUUCAACAUCGCGAUCCAGGACGGCGUCGAGGCGGGCCAGACCGUCUCCCACGUCCACGUCCACGUUAUCCCGCGCAUCCGCGGGUCCACCGCCAAGGAGGAAGCUGGGCCCGGCGACCAGAUCUACGAGUCGAUGGCGGCGGAGGACGGGAACGUCGGUGGCGCGUUAUGGGAUCGGGAACUAAAGAGGCUCCAGCAACAGCUGGGUAAGCGACCUAAACCCGGCGGCAGCUUCCCCAGCAUCGAAGAUUCGGAGCGACAUCCGCGGACGGCGGAGGAGAUGGAGGCCGAGGCGAAGGUGUUUCGGAAGGCGUUGGAGCAGAUGGGAGAGGCUGAAGGGGAGCCUAUAUAA